Messenger RNA from Capsella rubella, 1786 nucleotides. RefSeq names its product LON peptidase N-terminal domain and RING finger protein 3. The transcript is spliced from 6 exons. NCBI's taxonomy places the organism in Eukaryota, Viridiplantae, Streptophyta, Magnoliopsida, Brassicales, Brassicaceae. The coding region runs from base 192 to 851 and encodes 219 amino acids. The record is from RefSeq and is a predicted model, not a curated record.
AUUCGUGUCUCUCUUUUUCUCUCUCUCUUACAAACCAAUUUCAAAAACCCUAGAUUUCACAAAACUGAUUAGGUUACAAUAUUCUCUCCGGCGAUUUCCUCCGAUUUUAAAUUCGGCUCACGGUGAGUCUCCCAAACGUCGAAUUGAAUUGAUCGAAGAGGUAUAAAGGUUGUGUUACUCUGAGCUGAAAGAUGAAUACUGAAGAGGUGAGGGUACCUCGAGGAUAUCGACGGAGAAAAUCUGUGAUUGAUUUGAAUGCUGUACCUGGAGAUCAAGAAGGGACAUCUGCUUCCUCUGUUAGAGCUCUUACUGUGCCUGCGGUAGCGACUCAUUCUGUGCCUGCUGUAGCUUCUCAUUCUGUGCCUGCUGUAGCUUCACAGCCUGUUCCUACUCCGAUUGAUGUUGAUGCUAUUGAAGAUGAUGUUAUUGAAUCAUCUGCAAGUGCUUUUGCUGAAGCUAAAAGCAAAUCAAGAAAUGCACGUAGGAGAUCCUUGAUGGUUGAUGUAGAGUCAGGAGGUACAACAAGAUUGCCUGCCAACACGAGCAACAAACGCAGAAGGAUUCCUUCUAACGAACCUGUCAUCGACUGUGAGCAUGGCUCUGUCGUUGAAGUCGACAUGUUGUCGAGACUGACUAGAUCGAAGGCUCCAGCUCCCCCGCCAGAAGAGCCGAAAUUCACAUGUCCAAUCUGCAUGUGUCCCUUCACAGAGGAGAUGUCAACCAAGUGCGGUCACAUCUUCUGCAAGGGAUGUAUAAAGAUGGCAAUAUCUCGCCAGGGCAAAUGCCCUACUUGCCGGAAAAAGGUUACUGCAAAAGAACUCAUUCGAGUUUUCCUUCCAGCCACUAGAUGAGUGAUAUGGCUAUGUAACCUGCCACCACCUUGUUUAAUGGUUUGUCAGACUAUCCUCGUACUCACUUUGGAACAUUGAAGGGACUUCAGUAACUUGUUAUUUUAGUUUGAAUAUCAAGAAGGCCCUAUCAUUUGAUGGAUAUCAUUGGUAACAACUCUUUGUUUGUUAGUCGCUGUUCUAUGUAAUUUAGGUCUCUCCAAACCUCUCAGUCGAUACUAUUUUUCUCUUAAUAGAUGAAAAAGAUAUAUGGAAGAAACAAAUAUUGAAUCUUAACUAAAACUCUACAUGCAUUCUUGCUCAUGCCGUGUAUGCCAGUUCACAUUGCUGAUAAAUACAUUUAAGAAUUUGUGUAUGUCUGUAUGAGCAGAUAGUAGGAAUUAGAAGUGAGAUUUAUUAGAAUUCCAUGCAUUGGGACCAUAAUAAGCAAUGGUCGCAAAAGAUAGAUUACAGAAGCUAAUAGACAUGAGUUUCAAUCGAUGCUCUAUUGCUCUGCCUUAUUUAAUCACACCUGAAAGUCACCUUGUAGUAGUAUGCAACAUCGCCUUGUCAUGGAAACACGGUAGAUGAAGCAAAACUGGGAUCACCUCUAGUCUGAGAUGUGGGCACAAGGUUCUCGUGGUUGAAGCCAGCUUUGAGAGGGUAGUGACCAAAACCAUCCUUUAUGAAAGGGCCAGCCAUAAUGUUGUAAACCAAACCAAGUCGAGAGUUGCUGGUUAUUAACGAUGACCUCACUUCUCAGGUAUAUACCUCCCUCUUGCAGCACAUGAUAGUAGAAGUGCCAUCAGAAAUACCUGCCAGAAGGAGCUUAGCUUUGGUGUUAUUCUUCUCCAUUGUAGUUUGUAUGUACUUGUUUAAUUUGGUUUCUCCUUUUGCUUUGGUUAUGAUUCUGAGAACUGGUAGCUUGAUUUAUAGGCCAAGCUAUUGGUGAUUGUUUA